Messenger RNA from Cinara cedri, 896 nucleotides. NCBI's taxonomy places the organism in Eukaryota, Metazoa, Arthropoda, Insecta, Hemiptera, Aphididae. The record is from the annotation of a GenBank genome assembly.
AUGCCCGAACGCGGUUGGUCACAACUAAGGUUCGUGCCCGGGCAAAAGCCGAACGGUGACGUUUCGUCCAAGUACCGCGGACAAGUCUCGCGGUUUAUUUGCCCGGGCGAAUUGAACGAAAAUUCAAUUAUACACGAAUUGGGAAUUUCCCGGUGCGUUACCAAUGUGGAUUGUCUGCGAAUCGCAAUAUUAUUAAUUCGAAUGUUUCGCGACCGUAGGAAUCCGGGGACGCCGCGAUCGUUCGGAUAGAAAAAAAUACGUCGGCGACGCCCGUCCGCGCCGCAACAGACGAUGUCGCUGUUUAAAGCCCGAGACUGUUGGUCGACCGCUUGCGGCCGGGGCGAAACGUUCGGGUGCGACGCCCUGACGGUGGACGACCUGUUCGGCGCGGGCGAAGACAACGUCAUCCUGGGCAGUUUGGACGGCGUGCUCCGGGUGUACGGGGUACACGCGGCCCAGCCGCCCGACAUGUGUUACUCGCCGUCCGAUUUGCUGGUCGAGGCGCAAACGGAAAGCCCCAUCCUGCAGACGGGCACCGGAAAACUCGUCAGGUCAGUGGUCUUCAAUAAUAAACGCAAUAACAACAAUAAUAAUGAUAAGGAAGGGAUGAACGCACUGUUUGUGGGCGAGUCGCUGGCCCACUGGUUGUGGCUGGAUAGUCGGCAAGGUCAGGUUAGGGUUCUUUCGCUGUCGGUCGUCCGUACGUUCGACAAAUGUUUCUCACGCGUUUUGAUUAACAUGUAAAAAAAUAUUAACGUCUGUCGCCGGGCGUUCGCCUCGUCCUUUCUUUUUUCUACACUUUAAGCGUAAACCAAUUAUUGCGGCGCGCGAAUUAUGAUUUUAAAUUUGAAUCCGACAACAUUACCGCCGCCCCGAAAAGCGUCCACGGAGUUUAA